AUGAUGAUCUUCUUCGAUCCCGAUUCGGUCGACGAAGAGAUCCUCUUAGAGGGCUCAAGGACGGAUCUCGGAAUUGAUCCCAAUUUCGAGUUUCUUUUGGACGAGAUGGGUUUCGGUGACGCAGAACAACCCCUUUUACAGGCUGCACUAAUUAACAAGACCAUUGAACAGCCGAUACUCUCUGUGCAUAGGCUCAUUCAGUCUGCAGCCAUUCGCAGAUUGCCUGAGUCGGACCGGCCAAAGUUUUUCGACACUGCUGUUCAACUGCUGUCAUGGGGCUUACCCUACACGUGGAGCAAGGAUGUCGGCCACCAGAUUAACGCCUGGAAGAAAUGCGAGAAGUGUUUGCCUCAUAUAGACCAUCUUUCAAGGCUUUUCAAGCGGCAUUCCGUCCGAUCUCCGAACUUGCAGCAGUAUGCCGAGCUACUGCUUCGGUGCAGCUGGUAUUUAUACGAGCACGAAACGUAUGACAUCGCGAGAGGACUCCUAGAUUCCGCGGUGAACACUUUUGAGGAUACGUCGACCUUGGCUUAUGCCAGUGCUAUCGAUCUUGCUGGCUUGAUCGAUCUAGACUUAUGCCAUCCCGAACGCGCAUUAAUGCCGUUCCAGAAAGCACUCGAGAUACGCAGGAGUCAGCUCGGACCAGACGACCCAUUCAUCGCUUUCAGUUUGAACAACCCGGUACUUGCAUAUACUGAAUUGAACAGCCUAGGCGAAGCAUACUCGAUACAUCAGCAGGCAAUUGAUAUCCGUCUUCACGCGAAAAGCGACCGGAUCGGAAACUCAUACAGCAACAUGGCUAGCUUGCUUCUGCGGAUGAGGAAGCCAGAUGAAGCUGAAGAGAUGCUUGGAAGGUGUCCUUUUCUGAAGGAUUUUACGGACGAGACGUUCCUGAACACAGGCAACCCACGCUUCUCCGGCGACAUGGUGCUCUUGUCUCGCAUCCAACUCCAACAAGGUCGCGCUGAUGAUGCAAUGCGGCUGGCUUCAAAGGCGCUUGCGUUUCGCCAGAAGGUCCUCGGAAAACGGCUGAGAACACACGACUCGCUGUAUGAUGUGGCAUGCAUCUUGCAUUGA
Anthostomella pinea is the source of this 1077-nucleotide messenger RNA. NCBI's taxonomy places the organism in Eukaryota, Fungi, Ascomycota, Sordariomycetes, Xylariales, Xylariaceae. The record is from the annotation of a GenBank genome assembly.